Molecule: messenger RNA, 1570 nt
Organism: Priapulus caudatus
Lineage: Eukaryota; Metazoa; Priapulida; Priapulimorpha; Priapulimorphida; Priapulidae
Product: acyl-coenzyme A amino acid N-acyltransferase 1-like
Exons: 9
Coding region: 365-1570 (401 amino acids)
Biological process (GO): acyl-CoA metabolic process; fatty acid metabolic process
Molecular function (GO): fatty acyl-CoA hydrolase activity
Source: RefSeq, a predicted model, not a curated record
GGCAUAUAGUCUAAACGCCGUAUGUGUGUGUACACAUACCGUAUCAGCUAAGGGAUUUUAAAUAUAGGCUCUACCUAUAUAGCUAGAUAGACGCAUACAUAUAUAUAUAUAUAGAAAGAGAGAGAGAGCGAAAGACUGCUUUACGAAAUGUGGGGUGAAAUGUGGUAGAGAUGGGACCGUGCACGUUGGUGUUCUGUAUCACAGUAUACUAGUGUGCGACACGCAAGGUUCUCCUUGCACACGUGUUGUGAUGCCUCGUUUGGUAAACUGCUGAAUGUAAAGACUUAAAGAUUGUAAAGAAAUAAAACUGUUUAAGAGAAAAGAAAAGAAAAUACCCUCGCGUCGUCGCUGCUAACAGAGAAAAAUGAAGCCCAUUGUUCAGGCUAUUCCACGGAAGGCUCUUGUAGACGAUGUGGUCAAGAUUGUGGUCAACCACUUGAACCCCAAUCAGCAAGUCACCGUUGGAGCAUACCUGCAGGAGGGCAAAUUUAAAUUUGGUUCUUAUGCACAUUUCAACGCAGAUGGGAAUGGUGUGGUGGAUCUCAGUCUGCAUCCCUCUAUGGGUGGAUCGUACACAGAUGUGAUGCCAAUGGGUUUAUUCUGCAGCCUGAUUCCAAUCAUUGGGCAAAGAAAGGGUCUCAGGUUGAUAAAGAAAGAUGUCACAACUCCGCUGACGUUUGACCUUAAGGUUUAUGAUGGGAUCCACCAUAUAGCAGACACCCACCAUCCGGCAACUUUACUGGCGUGCACUUCUCUUCAAAGGUCGUAUCUGGCAGACGGAGUAACAGUGCAGGAGAUAGAGCAUGGAAACAUACGAGGGAGGCUGUUUCUACCCGAAGGUCCCGGGCCAUUCCUUGGUGUCAUAGACAUGUUCGGAUCUGGGGGCAACAUUGUGACAUUCAGAUCGGCUCUGCUUGCUUCAAGAGGCUUCGCAACGUUGUGCCUUCCAUACAUAUACUACAAGGAUCUGCCUAAAAGAUUGGACGACAUCCAUCUAGAGUACUUCGAGGAGGCUGUUGACUGGUUCAGUAGUCAUCCACAGGUUCUUCCUCAUGGAGUAGGUGCAAUGGGAGUUUCUCUUGGCGGGGAGAUUGUAUUGUGUAUGGCUUCCUACAUGAGAAACAAACAUAAGUUGAAAGCUGUGGUCUGCAUCAACGGAAACAGCAUUCAUAGUCAGUAUAUAAAAUAUGGAGGCGAAAGCUUCGCUAAUAGCAGAAUGCCAGAUUUGAGCCAGGACGUACACAUUCAUCACCCAGAGGGUGUAACAUAUGCAGAAUACGCUCAGGAUUUCCAUGCUGACCAAUUGAUAGCUUUGGAGCACGCACCGGCACAGAUCCUGUUCGUUAUUUCCGAAGACGACAAGGCUGUCAUGGGAGUGAAGGAGAACACUGCUUCCACGGAGAGAAUGCUCCGGCACGGCAGGGAUAACCACGAGAUGUGCGUGUAUCCUGGAGCUGGACAUCUGGUCGAGCCUCCAUACUCUCCUCUGUGUAAAACUUCAUAUCAUGCCACUAUGGGCGUGCAUAUGGCAUGGGGAGGCGAAUUGAAAGCUCAUAGUUUUGCUCAGUAG